Messenger RNA from Linum tenue, 2456 nucleotides. The record is from the annotation of a GenBank genome assembly. NCBI's taxonomy places the organism in Eukaryota, Viridiplantae, Streptophyta, Magnoliopsida, Malpighiales, Linaceae.
CACCACAAAAGCUGAAACUAGCAAAAUGAAAAGCUAAUUAAGCACGCAAAGGAAAAUAAACCCAUAAACAAGUAAAAAAUAGUGCAUGCCAGGGUAUAGGUAAAAAAAUCGCUAUUUGGAGUUACAUUACAUAGUAGAAUACAAGUACACUUGCAGCUGCAGCAGCAGAGCAAGUCAGUAGCAGUAGCAGUAGCCCACCCCCACUCCACUAACUUCCACUCUCUGCCUUCCACUUUCCUCUUUCCAGUUCUGCAGAAAGAAAGAAAGAAAGACACCAUCUUUAUACACAUGUACGCAUAAUCUCAAUCCUACUUCACCUCAUCAAAUAAUCCAAGAAAUAGACGAACCCAUAUGUUCAAUUUCCUUUCUUUUAUAAUGCCUGCUACUCCCUCUUGAGCAACAUUUCCCCCCAACUCCCUCUUUCUUUCUUUCUUUCUUUCUUUCUUUCCUCCCUUCCAUUCCCAUACAACAAACAGAAAGACAAAAGAAGAAGCAUGAUGAUGAAGCCAUUGGUGCUGUUUCUGCUGCAGCUGUUAAUGUCAUCAUGCCUUGUGAUGGUUGACUGUUUUGGUCCAUGCGAGCUGGACAGAGUGGUUCAGCUGCCCGGCCAGCCGCCGGUGAUGUUCCAGCAGUAUUCUGGCUACAUCACCGUCGAUGAAAAGAAGCAGAAAUCUCUGUUCUACUACUUUGCUGAAGCUGAAUUCGACCCAUUUUCCAAGCCGCUCGUCCUCUGGCUCAACGGAGGGCCCGGUUGUUCUUCUCUGGGAGUUGGGGCAUUUUCUGAGAAUGGGCCGUUUAGACCAAAUGGGCAAGUCUUGAUUAGGAAUGAACACAGCUGGAACACAGAAGCGAAUAUGUUGUACUUGGAGGCGCCAAUUGGAGUUGGGUUCCCUUAUGCCGCGGAUUCCUCUGCAUAUGACGGCGUCACUGAUCUCAUCACCGCCAGGGACAAUCUGGCCUUCUUGCAAAAAUGGUUCCUCAAAUUCCCGCAGUACAAGAACAGAAGCUUGUUCAUAACUGGAGAAAGCUAUGCAGGUCAUUACAUACCCCAGCUGGCAGAGCUAAUGCUACAGCACAACAAGAAGGAAUAUCUCUUCAAUUUGAAAGGACUUGCUCUGGGGAAUCCAGUGCUUGAAUUUGCCACAGACUUCAACUCGAGGGCAGAGUUCUUCUGGUCCCACGGCCUAAUCUCAGACACCACCUACAAAAUGUUCACCUCCACUUGCAACUACUCCCGCUAUGUCAGUGAGUACUACAGAGGUUCAGUCUCGGCUCCUUGUUCGAGGGUGAUGACCCAAGUCAGCACCGAGACCAGCAAAUUCGUGGACAAGUAUGAUGUCACUCUCGACGUCUGCAUUUCGUCAGUCCUCUCUCAAACCAAAGCACUGCGUCCUCAGGAAGUUGCUGAAUCGAUCGAUGUCUGUGUGGAAGACGAGACUGUUAAUUACCUCAACAGGGUCGAUGUCCAGAUGGCUCUCCAUGCUCGUCUCGUUGGAGUUCGGAGAUGGAGCGUGUGUAGCAACAUACUGGAUUAUGAGCUGCUUGAUUUGGAGAUACCGACGAUAGGGGCGGUGGGGAGACUCGUCAAGGCUGGAAUCCCAGUGCUAGUUUACAGUGGAGACCAGGACUCAGUUAUUCCACUGACUGGAAGUAGGAUGCUGGUGAACGGACUGGCUAAGGAAUUGGGUUUGAGAACUUCUGUGCCUUACAGGGUUUGGUUUGCUGGGCAGCAGGUAAUAACUAGGGUUGGUGGGUGGACUCAAGUGUAUGGGAACAUCUUGUCUUUUGCUACCAUAAGAGGAGCAUCCCAUGAAGCACCAUUCUCUCAGCCUGAGAGGUCACUGGUUUUAUUCAAGGCCUUCCUAAAAGCUCAGCCUCUACCUGAGGCUUUCUGACGAUUGGUUCAAGUUGUGGAAAUUGAAUGUAGGAAAUCUGUAUAGUUCCUUUCUAUUUUCCCUUUUGAAGAAUGUGUUGGUAGUUUGUGAAGUGGAGUUCUAUGAAACAAAGGAAAGAAAUAAAGGGAUUGGAAGUGCAGUUUAUUUUUGAAGCUAGGGAACUCCUAAGGAGGUUCUACUGGAGCUUUUAGAAAAGUGGGGAACUACUACAAGUGGGGCUCCCACUUUCAUUUCAAGAGAACUGAAUUCCAAGGCUAGAAUGGGUUUUGAUAAGAGAACAGACAGAGUUAGGUUUGGAUUGCUAUCUACAGCAGCAGAGUCAUCCAUAGCUUCUUGUGGAUCUUGCAUCGACACAGAUGCUAUAGCUGGCUGCACUGUCCUUAUCCUGUCAACAUAUUCCAGUCAAGCAAAAUGUUUUUCUUCUAUACGAAGUAACAAGCUUAUAGUAGGUAGAAUGGAGUGAAGCAUAUACCUGCAUUUAAGGUUGCAAGUGUACUUCAGUAGGUUUGGAUUGCACUCAGUUCGGCCGCUGCAAUUUUUCAGUUACAGUAAUCACUAAUC